Molecule: messenger RNA, 3428 nt
Organism: Mirounga angustirostris (Northern elephant seal)
Lineage: Eukaryota; Metazoa; Chordata; Mammalia; Carnivora; Phocidae
Gene: GLRX5
Product: glutaredoxin 5
Exons: 2
Coding region: 74-595 (173 amino acids)
Cellular component (GO): mitochondrial matrix
Source: RefSeq, a predicted model, not a curated record
GGCUACGGGGCGGGGGCGUGGGGGGGCCGAGCCGAGGUCCCGGGCCGACGAGGGGUCCGGCGGACGUGCGGGGAUGAGCGGAUCCCUGAGCCGGGCGGCGGCGGCUCUGCUCCGCUGGGGGCGCGGUGCGGGCGGCGGCGGUCUGCGGGGCCCAGGCGUGCGGACGGCGGGCUCGGGCGGCGGCGGGGGCAGCUCGGCGGAGCAACUGGACGCCCUGGUGAAGAAGGACAAGGUGGUGGUCUUCCUCAAGGGGACUCCGGAGCAGCCCCAGUGCGGCUUCAGCAACGCGGUGGUGCAGAUCCUGCGGCUGCACGGCGUCCGCAACUACGCGGCCUACAACGUGCUGGACGACCCCCAGCUCCGGCAAGAGCUUUACGAAGGGCCUGAAGCCCGAGGAACACCCGCAGACGCUGUCUUCUUGUCCCUGACGUGUGAUGCAGAGAGGUCUCAGCCUGUGACCCAGGGAACAAAGAUGACUGUGAGGUCUUUCUCAGGUCUUUUCUUUUUCCUGUUGAUCUGGAAGACACACAGAAGGUGGCCACAGAGGGACUGGGUCCCAGUAGACAGAUGUCAGCAUAUCCUAAUCCUGGCCUAACAAAGAAUCUCUUUCAUUUCUCUGUUGUAAAUGUAACACGCUCAUUGAAGAAACUUGGAAACACUGAAGGUAAUAAAGAAAAGGGAAAUUACCUGUAAUUCCAUAUCCACCAUUAUUAACAUUUGGAUCUAGCUUCUAAUCGUUUUUUUAAAAAAAUGCAUUUGAGAUCAUGCGUAUCUGGGCAUAGUAUUUUCCCUCCCGAGAGCAGGGAACAUGUCUUAUGCCACUGCCUGAGUACCUUGUGUAUUGCUUAUGCAGAGCGAGCUUUCCAUGAUUUUGUUUUAAAAGAUUUUAUUUAUUUUGAGAGAGAGCGAGUGCGCAUGUGCACAUGACGGGGGGAGGGGCAGAGGGAGAGAGAAUGCUAAGCAGGCUCCUCACCCAGUGCAGAGCCUGAUACGGGGCUCAAUCCCAGGACCCUGAGGUCAUGACCUGAGCUGAAACCAAGAGUCAGACACUUAACCAGUCAGAUGCUUAACUGACUGAUCCAUCCAGGUGCCCCUCAAUGAUUGUUAUAAUGAAUAAGUAAAUACUAUUAUUUGUCAUAUCAUCAACUCUGUUCCAUGCUCUUAAAAACAUAAACACUCUUAAAUUUCUGCCUCUUCAGAUCACCAUUGUGUUCCUUGCAUCAAAAGCAGUGUCUGUUGAAUGAAUAGCCAUUAUCCUAUUGUUGAAUGUUUAUUAAGCAUUUGAAAAUGUGCGCGGCCUUUUCAGUAUCAGGGAGUUUAAGGCAACAGAAACAAAUCUAUGACACUGGCAAAUGUUAGAAGUCAGAUUAACAAGUGGUGUUUCUGGGCUGGUGUGGCGGAUGUGUUACAUGCUGCAGAUGAGAGUAUAAAAGGGUACUAACGCUUUGGAGGAGUAACUGUCAGUACCGGAUCGGGUUGAAGGUGAACGUAGCUGAAGACCCAGCUGCUUUACUCCUGGGUAUACGGUCUAGAGUGGGGGUUGGCAGACUUCCUUUGUCAAAGGCCAGAGAGUAGAUACUUCAGUCUGUGUGGAUUCCACUCUGCUGUUGUGGCGUGAAAGUAGUCAGAAGGUACGUAAAUGGAUGGGUGUGGCCGAGUCCCAAUAAAACUUUAUUUACAAAAACAGGAAGUGGACCACAUAUGGCCCAAUGGCCAUAGUUUGCCACCCCUUUCUCCAGAGGAAGACCCCCUGUAUUUGAGUUAGAAGACAGAUAAAAGGGUAUUCAUGGACGCAUUGCUUGUAAUAAUGAAAAAUUGGCAAGAGAGGAUCUUGGUCUAUUAGCAGACUGGAUGAACAAACUGUAGUGUAGUCAUGUGGUGGAAAACGAAGUUGUGGCCAAAACUAACUAGAUCUAGAUGGAUUCCAUGUGACUGUAUCUCAAAGAAUACAAUGUUUAGUCAUGAAAUAAAUUGCAAAAAAGGUAACUAUGGCACAAUUCCGUUUGUGUUAAAGGUGUGAAACAGUCCCACGUGUUGUGGAUACACAUGCAGUGCGAGUGUAGUUCAUGGGCAGGGGUGACAUGCCAGCCACAAGCCAGAGGCCACCUCUGCCGGUCUAGAACCUGGCCUUCAGACUCCCAGAAACCUGGAUGGAAAUCCAGGCUCCACCAUUUGCCAGCACUGUGACUUUGGUCAAAUACCCUCCCUGAGCCUUGGUUUCUUCAUCUGUAAAAUAGAGAUAAUUAUGCACUCCCUGUAGGAUUUUUGCAAAGGUUAAGUGAGGUUGUAUAUGUAAAAUACUUAAGAGUAUGAAAUUGAGUAACCCUUAGCUCAGCAAAUGAGUAUUUUCAUGCUGCACGGCAUACCUGAGUGGUAUUUUUCCUUUAUUCUUCCCCACUGCGUGUAUUUCUCAGAGGAGCAUGCCUGAAGGGUGGUGUAGGGGACAUCGUGGUGGAGAGAAUAUCCACCUUGUACCUGGAACUGUGGGAGUUUAAUCCCUUCACUCAUUUCAUCUUCAUGUUAAAUCCAUGAGGCGUAUAGUUAUUCCCACUUCAAGGGUAGGGAAACUGAGGCUAAGAGAUUAGCAGAUUUAUCUGAUGCUGCAUUUACAAGCCGGCAGGCCAAAGCCGGCUGACCCUAAGCGGGUGCCCUGUUCACUCUGUCACUGGCCCCUUCCCUUGCUCUCAGCUCCGAUGAUCUCCUGUGGUACUGACGUCAUUCUCUGUGCUAGGAAGCUAGAGGAGGGGAAGUGACUUGCCCAAGGCAGAAUUAAUCUGCAUCAGAAUGGGAAGCUCCUCCUAUGGUGAAAAUCUACCAAGAAAAAAAGAAAACUAUAAUUAUGGUGCUCCUAUAAUUUGUUGUCCAAACUGGGAACAAAGUCUAAUGUUCUGAAAUGUGAUGAAUUUUGAAAAGUCCCUUUUGAAAGUUUUGGAAGGGAACUUUCUAAUACCUCCCCCCCCCCCUCUGAUUUGAUGCUUUGGAAUAUUCAUUUUUUUGGUGGGGCAGUAGGUAUCUGUAGACUGAUUUUAUAAGACUGCCUCCUUUCUUACUCCCAGUUCCUCUUAUUACCCUGUUACAUAACUUAGCAGUCAAUAUUUUUUGUUCCAAAUUGAAUCAUUGUCAUCUGUCAUCUGUAAAAUAUGAUUACCAUUAAAAUCCAUUUUUGGAUAUCAUUCCCUAAUUUUUAAGAGUUUCUCUCUCUGAUUCUGAAUUAUUCGGAGUGAAAUUUGUAAGAACUAUCGCUGUAUGUUGCAGUUUUUGAAAAUUAAAAAGUGAGAGAAAUUAGCUGUGUCUAAACAAUUAAUAUGUGAAUUGACAGGAUUCAUUUUCAUUUUCAACUUAUGAACAGUGGUCUUUUAUUAUUGGAAGUUACUUGCUUCAUGCUGUAGGAAUCACUUGGCUAUGUCUUUAAAUAUUUAAACCUGUCA